CUCUAUGCACCUGAGCUCUCUGCAUUCUAGAUCCGCGGAUCCCGCAAACGUCAGCAAAGGCUGUUCCCUCCCACGCGCGCGUUGCCCGUCGGGAUGUGGAGUUCGAAAGGCUGACGUUGCUUCUACGUGGCGGUUGCCGCUGGAUCAGCGGGACCAGGGCCUCCUCCCGGUGGGAUCGAGGAACUUGUCAUUUCUGCCCUCUGCUAGUUAAUGAUAGCGCGGAGAGAGAACCGUUUCUUAAGGAUUUUGGAAAAUUUAGCCCGGAGAAGGAACGGCUGAAGGCAACUUGGAAAAAGUGUUCACUUAAAAUGAGUGUACAUUGUAAAGGAAGGUGUUGACUGUCCGGCAAAUCCACAGGCGGAAAGAGAGCAGAAGGAGCCUAAACGUGCCCCUACUGGGGGGGAUUGAAUCCGAAACCUGGCCUCGCGCCUGGACUCUGCCCCUGGGCUAAAUCGGCAACAUGAGUGGCAACAACUUGGAUGAGAAAGAUGACUUUGAUGAGCAGUUGCGAAUGCAAAAGUUGUAUGGAGACACUAAGGAUGGAGAUACCCAGAAAGAUCCCAGUAGAGAAACCAAUUCUUUCAGGCAGCAGCCAGAUGACACCCCCUACGAGUGGGACCUGGAUAAGAAGGCUUGGUUCCCCAAGAUCACUGAAGAUUUCAUUGCUACAUAUCAGGCCAAUUAUGGCUUUCCUAAUGAUGGUGUGUCUAGCUCUACUGCAAAUGUUCAAGAUGUUAGUAGUAGGCCUGCAGAGGCAACUCCUCAAAGAAAAACUUCUGAACCCAGUGAUCCCAAAAAUAGGGGAGAAAAGAGAAAGGCUGAAUUAGGAUGGUUUCAUGUUGAAGAAGACAGAAAUACAAAUGUAUAUGUGUCUGGCUUGCCUUCAGACAUUACACUGGAUGAAUUUAUACAGCUCAUGUCCAAGUUUGGCAUUAUUAUGAGAGAUCCUCAAACAGAAGAAUUUAAAGUCAAGCUUUACAAAGAUAAUCAAGGAAAUCUUAAAGGAGAUGGGCUUUGCUGUUAUUUGAAGAGGGAAUCUGUGGAUCUUGCAUUAAAACUUUUGGAUGAAGAUGAAAUUAGAGGCCACAAAUUACAUGUCGAGGUGGCAAGGUUUCAACUGAAGGGGGAAUAUGAUGCCUCUAAGAAGAAGAAGAAGUGCAAGGAUUAUAAGAAAAAGCUAUCUCUGCAACAAAAGCAGUUGGAUUGGAGACCUGAGAGAAGGGAUGGGCCAUCCCGAAUGCGCUGCGAGCGAGUUGUCAUCAUCAAAAAUAUGUUUCAUCCCAUGGAUUUUGAGGAUGAUCCAUUGGUGCUGAAUGAGAUCAGAGAAGAUCUCCGAGUAGAGUGUUCAAAGUUUGGACAAAUUAGGAAGCUCCUUCUGUUUGAUAGACACCCAGGUGGUGUGGCCUCUGUGUCCUUCAGGGAUCCAGAGGAAGCUGAUUAUUGUAUUCAGACCCUUAAUGGACGGUGGUUUGGUGGCCGUCAAAUCACUGCCCAAGUGUGGGAUGGAACUACAGAUUACCAGGUGGAGGAGACCGAAAGAGAAAGGGAGGAAAGGUUGAAAGGAUGGGAGGCUUUCCUCAGUGCUCCUGAGGCCAAUAAAGGUCUUGGCUGUUCAAAAUCCAUCUGUGCUUCAGAAAGGGCAGGGCCUUCUAGAGGAAGACAUUUUUCAGAGCACCCUAGCUCAUCUAAAAUGAAGGCUCAAGAAGCUGCAACUCAAAUGGAAUCUGAAGAACCUGUAGAUGAAAAGUUUGAAAAAACCAAGGAUGGGGGAGAAUUUGAAGAAUAUGCUAAAGAAAGUGACCUCAAACGAGAGGCUGAAGAAUGCUAUCCCCAAAAAGAAUCUGAAAGAAGGUAUGAGGAAGGCUACCCCCAAAGAGAUUGUAGAGACUGCCUUGAAAAAGAGUCUGGAGAAGGUAGUCCCAAAAAAGAGUUGGAAGUGGUUAGUCCUAAAAAAGAGGCUAAAGUGAAUGGCCCUGGAAGAGAAUCCAAAAAGCGACUGAAAAAUAAUUUUGAAGAGAAUGGCUUUGAAAAGGAGUCUAAAGAAGAUGGUCCCAAGAAGGAGUCUGAAGAAGAGAAUGGCCCCCAAAAGGAGUUUGAAGAAAAUGAGUUGGAAAGAGAACCUGAAGAAGACUGCUCUGAAAAGCUGUUUGAAGAUGGUCCUGAAAAAGAAUUAGAAGAAAAUGGCCCCCAAAAAGAGUUUGAUGAGAAUGGCUCCGACAAGGAGUUUAAUGAAAAUGUGCUCGAAAAAGAGUUAGAAGAAAAUGACUCUGAAAAAUCAGAAUUUGAAGAUGACAACUCUGAAAAAGUGUUUGAUGAGGAGGGCUCUGAGACAGACUUUUACGAAGAAUCAGAUGAAAUGGAAGGAGAAGGAGAUACAUAUGAAAAAGUUUUUGAUGAGGAGUCUGAUGAAAAAGAGGACGAAGAAGAUGCAGAUGAAAAGGAGGAAGGAGAUGAUGCAGAUGAAAAGAUGUUUGAAUAUUCAGAUGAAAAAGAAGAUGAAGUGGAUGCAAAGGAGGAUGUAGAAGGUAUAGAUGAAAACAUGUUCGAAGAUGGUGAUGCCAACGAGAAGUUGUUUGUAGAGGAUUCCUGUGAGAAGUUGUUCGAUGAUUCUGAUGAGAACGGGACGGUGGGUGGUUUGGGGCAUGUUCAGGAAGAAGGGGCCCUGUCCACAGGCAGCAGCUUUAUCCUCAGUGAUGAUGAUGAUUAUGAUGACAUUUAAUCCCUUAAAUUUGCUUUUGAGAGAAAUUCCUCCACUACAUUUUGCCUAUGCUCUAGGGGAAUUACUAGUAGUGUUAAUGAACAUUGCAUAGUGACAGGGUGCCUUCAGAUUAAUGCAUUGACUUUUUCAUUGUUCCCGUACUUAAUGAUCAUAAAUAUUUGUUAAUUGGCUGUUCAGUUAAAGCUUCAUAGUCUAAUGCAAGUAAACUGGAUACUCGUUCUUUGUCAGAUUUGUUAAAUACAUGCAGAAUAUUUUUUAAAAGUAUUCUGGUGAAAGU
This is a messenger RNA of Myotis myotis, 2996 nucleotides long. RefSeq names its product HIV Tat-specific factor 1 homolog. The transcript is spliced from 3 exons. Gene Ontology annotation, biological process: mRNA splicing, via spliceosome. The record is from RefSeq and is a predicted model, not a curated record. Bases 461 to 2719 code for a protein of 752 amino acids. Gene Ontology annotation, molecular function: RNA binding. Gene Ontology annotation, cellular component: U2-type spliceosomal complex; U2 snRNP. Lineage: Eukaryota; Metazoa; Chordata; Mammalia; Chiroptera; Vespertilionidae.